GAGCGGCGGCGGCAACGUCUCACGUAGCCAAGAUGGCCGCCCCUCUUGACCGAGCGGCGGCGGCGGCGGCUGGAAUGGGGUUGGCUUUGCGGAGGGACCGCUGAGGAGGCUGAGAGUUGCCGGGGUCGCUUCCUUAGCGGUGUGCGGUAGCCUUCGGCUGGGGACAAGCGCACCAUGCGGCGGAGCUAGAGCCGGAGGCUUCCACCGCGAGUAAUGAUGUUAGCUGAGACCAAUCUUUCCAUAUGGGGAUGGGGAAGCCUUGUUAUUCUGCUUUUUCUAAUUACAUUUGGACCAUUUGCUAUAUUUUACUUUGCAUUUUAUAUCCUCUGCUUUAUGGGUGGGGGCUUUGUGAUAACACUCUUAUUUGGAAAAACUAAUUCAGAGAAGUACCUCGAACAGUGUGAACACUCCUUUCUUCCUCCAACUUCAUUUGGCAUUAAUAAGUGCAUAGAAGAAAUGAAAGAAGAAAGCAGACCUAUUAAGAUUGAUAGGAGGUUAACUGGUGCCUAUAUAAUUGAUGAACCUCUGCAACAAAUCAUUCAAUUUUCCUUGCGUGACUAUGUCCAGUAUUGGUAUUAUACACUAAGUGAUGAUGAAUCUUUUCUUCUUGAAAUCAGGCAGACUCUCCAAAAUGCACUAAUUCAAUUUUCUUCUAGGACAAAAGAAAUAGAUUGGCAGCCUUAUUUUACUACUCGAAUUGUAGAUGAUUUUACUACUCAUCUUAGAGUAUUCAGAAAAGCUCAGCAAAGAAUAACUGAAAGAGAUGAUCAGAUUAAAGAUGGAGCAGAAGAUCUUGUAGAUACAUUUUUUGAAGUUGAAGUUGAAAUGGAAGAGACCAUCUGUCGUGAUCUAGUCUGCACAUCUCCCAAAGAUGAAGAAGGAUUCCUAAGGGAUCUGUGUGAAGUUUUACUGUAUUUAUUGCUACCUCCUGGAGACUUCCAGAACAAGAUCAUGCGAUAUUUUGUCAGGGAAAUCCUUUCUCAAGGAAUUCUUCUUCCAUUAAUAAAUCAGCUCAGUGAUCCUGAUUAUAUUAAUCAGCAUUUCAUAUGGAUGAUUCGUGAUUCAAUUUGCAAUUAUGAGGCCUUUAUGAACAUUGUUAAAGUAAGUGAUAAAGUAGGAGAGUUAGAAGCAGUAAGGGAUAAAGCCACAGAAGAACUGCAGUAUCUUCGUUCCUUGGAUACAGCUGGAGAUGAUAUUAACAAUAUAAAAAAUCAAAUAAACAGCUUACUCUUUGUGAAGAAAGUAUGUGAUUCAAGAAUACUGAGGCUACAGUCAGGAAAAGAAAUAGAUACUGUGAAGCUGGCUGCAAAUUUUGGAAAACUUUGCACAGUCCCUCUGGACAACAUUCUAGUAAACAAUGUUGCACUACAAUUUUUUAUGGAUUACAUGCAGCAGAUGGGAGGUCAGGCACAUCUUUUUUUCUGGAUAACUGUAGAAGGAUACAGGGUUACAGCUCAGAAACAGCUAGAAGUAUUGCUGAAUCAUCAGAAAGAUGGAAUGCAUCAAACAACACAAACCAAAGGUCUGUUAAGAACAGCUGCAGUUGGAAUAUAUGAACAGUAUUUGUCAGAAAAGGCUUCUCCAAGAAUUAAUAUUGAUGAUACAUUGGUAGCAAAGUUGGAAGAAAAGCUGAAUAAUGAGGAUCCAACUCCUGAAAUUUUUGAUCAGAUUCAAAGAAAGGUAUAUGAAUUGAUGCUGCAGGACGAAAGAUUCUAUCCUUCAUUCAAACAGCAUGCACUUUAUGUACGAAUGCUUGCUGAGCUAGAUAUGCUAAAGGAUCCUAGCUUCAGAGGAUCAGAUGAUGGUGAAGGAGAAUCAUUUAAUGGAUCUCCUACAGGCAGCAUUAAUUUGUCAUUGGAUGAUCUUUCAAAUGUGACUGCUGAUGAGUCCAUACAGCUACAUGCGUGCAUUUCAGAUACUGUCUAUGCUGAUUAUGACCCAUAUACUAUGGCAGGAGUUUGUAACGACCAUGGGAGGACAUAUGCAUUAUAUACUAUAACUGUUCAACGUCGAACUGCGACUGCUAAUGAUGAAUGGAAAACGUAUCGCCGCUACAGUGAUUUCCAUGACUUCCAUAUGAGAAUCACUGAACAGUUUGAAAACCUAGGAAAUUUAUUGAAGCUUCCUGGUAAAAAAACAUUCAACAAUAUGGAUAGAGACUUUUUAGAAAAAAGGAAGAAAGAUUUAAAUUCAUACUUACAGCUUUUGCUAACACCUGAAGUGAUGAAAGCAUAUCCAGCUUUAGCACACUAUGUAUAUGACUUCUUGGAAAACAAGGCAUACAAUAAAGAGAAGGGAGAUUUUGCUCGGAAGGUGGACACAUUUGUAAAUCCACUGCGUAACUCUAUGAGAAAUGUUUCAAAUGCUGUCAAGUCCUUCCCUGACAGCUUCACAGAGGGGAUGACAAAAAUGUCAGACAACAUGGGCAAAAUAUCAGAAAGAUUGGGACAAGAUAUAAAGCAAUCAUUUUUCAAGGAGCCUCAAUUAAUGCAGAAGACAUAUGUUGAUCCUAAACACUGCCGGGUUUCAGCACACCUAGAUGACAAUGUAGAAGACAAUGUACCUCUUAAAAUAAUGCUGCUACUCAUGGAUGAAAUAUUUGAUCUGAAGGAGAGAAAUCAGUGGCUACGGCGGAAUAUCAAAAACUUGCUUCAGCAACUGAUUAGAGCAAUGCAUGGAUAUACAAUAAAUAAAAAAAUAGUUGAUCAUGUUGAUUGGAUGACAUCUCCUGAACAAGUAGCAGAUGCAGUUAAACGGUUUAGAGACGCCUUUUGGCCAAAUGGCAUUUUAGCUGAAACUGUUCCCCACAGAGAUAAUGCAAUCAGAAUGCGAACAAGAAUUGCUGCAAAAACAAAACUGCUGGGAGUAAUGCCUGAUGAGUUGAAGCAUAUCCUUGGUGCUGAGACAACAAGAAAAGGCAUUCUCCGAGUCUUUGAAAUGUUCCAGCAUACUCAGCUAAAUAGGAGGAUGGUAUAUGUUUUCCUGGAGGGCUUCUUGGAAACCUUAUUUUCAGAGUACGGAUUCCGUGAUCUCUUCAAAAAAUUGCAUUCACACUCAAAGCAGAUGCAGCGAUAUAAACAUAAACUACAAUCUACACAAGCACCUUCUUUACAGAAAAGGUGACACUCCAUACUAUAAAAUUGGUGUCCAUUUGCCCAGGACUUGGGCAUAUUCUCUGGGGCUUAAAACUCAUGCUGUUAUUCUUACACCAAUCUUUUAGCGUCAUAUAUUAGAUUAUUAAUACAUCCAUAAGAAAUGUGGUUCUUCUCAUCUCUAAUGCAACCACUACCUUGAACUGAAUUCAUGUGUUUUAAAUGAUUUGGUGUAUCUUCGUGCAACAUUGAGAAGAAAACUAAUCUGCUCUGCGAGAAUGUCUGUCUUUUCCACUCCUCACAGAAUUUAAUUGCCAACAAUGAAAAAUGCUUUAUUGGGUCCACUGAGUAAAGUAAAGCACAAUUAUUGGGGUAGCAAUGGAGGACUUGACCGCUUUGCUUGGAACUGGGAGACUGUGCAAUGUGAGAAUCAGGUGUGAUUUGAUUUGUAUUAUGACUAUCUCCAGAGUCCCUAGCUCUGAAGAAGUUGGGCUAGCAUGAUGAGAAGUCUGUUGGAACAAACGGUUGUGAAAAAUGCUAUGCCCCCAAAUUAUAUUUCCAAACUAGGUGUGACAUGUGCAAAAACUUUAUGAACUUAUUUAAAAAAAAACAAUUUUGGUCAGGUUUACUAUUCAGUGGGGUAGGUUAGAAGAACAAAAAAUAGACAUAGGUUUAAGGGUCUUGAUACGUUCUUAAACUAUAGUCCAUGUAGGCUACAUAUAACUUUUAAAGGAGAAGGCUCAAAAUAACAUUUAAGAAGGGAAGGGCUUAACAUUAGAACAAGGAUUAUCACAUUUAUUUACUUACUAACAAUCUGGGAGACUAAGGGGAGAAGCAAACAAAAAUACUACACUCUUGACAUUAGGAGCUUCUUUGAAAAGAAUUGUAGUACAUGACAUUAAAAAAUCACCCUGAUACAUUGACCUCAGCUGGUAAAUUACUAAAAUGAAUUGUUUUUACUGACAUGAAAGUCUUACGGACUUCCCUGAAUAGUCAUCUGGAAACAGUGGCAAGUUCCUGAAUGCACUGUAGUGUAUAUAUGGAAAAAAAUAAGCAUGACUGUAAUAGUUUUUAAUAGUUUUUUUUUAUUUUUUGCAUAAUAUAAAAUUUUAAUAAAUCUCUUCUACAUGGAAUGCCCCAUCUGCCAUCUUUACUUCCAACAUAAUGUCUAAUUAAGAAUGAAGUAAUAAUUGACUGGACUUGGACUUAACAUCUUUUUUUUUUCUGAUGUUUCUUCAAGGACCCCUGAGACUUCCAAGGAGGUACAGGUUAUUUGUUUCAACUUCAAAAUAUUAUGUUAUGUGGUCUAUUUAAAAAAGAUGUUUAAAUCCCCCCAAAUACCCAAAAUAAAAUAUUCAUUUAAUUCUCUGAUAUUGAACAUUUUCAUUAAAAUGUUUGGUUUUGAUUAACAUGAUUUCUUCUGAAGAAAUGUUUGAGUUUGGCUGUAAAUACAGUACUGAAGUUGCCAUUUAGUAACUUACAUUCAGGAGAAAAUAAUCUGCAACUUCAAGAGAAAGGAAAGGUGAAAGGAGUAAUCAAGAAAGGCUUUGGUUCAACAAUAUGAAGUUUGCUUAGCACUGGCCAUAUUGAAAAAGAGAUUUUUUACGUCUUCGUUAUAAGAAGCAUGUGCUCAAUUGCAAUCGAGUUUUUUUAAAAAACUAUUACUAUUAUUAUUACAGAUCUACAUACUGUAUGUGUAAUACCAUUUAGUGGUAGCAGGACAGUUUAAGAUAAAAUACAUGAAAUAUCAGUUACCUGUCUGUUGUGCCCCAUGUUUUUAAAUAAAGGUGACAGUUGACCUUAAACUUUUUCAUAUGCACAUUCUUUGAAACAUUUCUAAUUCUUGGUUUUGUCUUUUUCCCCUUUCUCAAUGAAAAGAUAAAAAUAGUUUGGCUAUACAAAAUUGUAAUGAGACUUACAUAUAUAAAUGGUUUUAUUUUUUUAAAAAAAUCAAAAUUAUUUUACAUAGAAAGAUAGGAUAUCAGUAAAAUGCUAUGGUUAAACUUUAACCAUAAACUAGCAUAUGGGUGCUCUGUCCAUUUUGAAUGAAUAUUUGGUCCUUUGACUUGCCACUGCAGUUUAAACUCAUAUCCUCUCAACAGGCCGAUAUCACCUCUAAAUGUCUGUGUGUUCCAGGCAGUUGAUUUCUAAAGUAGUAGACAACCAAAAUCUACAUAGACCUUCAGACAAAGGAAGCCUAAUAGGGAACAAGUUAGAACAUGCCCUGGAUUUCUUUCUUAAAUUUGAAUUAAUCCUUGUAGAUUACCCCAGAUCUAAAAUACAAAUAGACUAACCAGCAAUCAUUAAAUAGAAUGUAUCUCUUACCCAUGAGUAUCAUCUCUAGGUUUUAGGAUUAUUCUCAGUUGUUGACAUUUGAAAUUUAUUUCUUAGCCAUAAAACCUAUUCAUUAAGGAAACAUAAUACGUCCUUUCUGUUAACAAUUAUUGCACCAUAGCAUUUUGUUAUCUGUAUUUAAUUUCAAAAUGUGCCCACAGGGAGGAACCAUCAGUUGUAUACAUUGUCCUAAUAAGUUACUAUGUACAGCUAACAUGUGAUCCAUUGACAUUAUAUGAACUGUGGCCCCAUCAUUUUAUACCCUUUAAAGCAUCCACAGAAUUUAUUAUAUUAUUGCUACACAUAAUUAGCCACACACAUCCCAGCCUGAGAAUGCUGUGACUAGCCUCUGAAAAUAAAUGUGCCAUGUCCAACAAAUGCACUUAUUUAGCCUUAAUUUAAAGAGAAUGGACAGUAAGGUUGAAUAUUUCAUAUAGUUCAUCCUCAAGCUUCUGCCUCUGGUGUUGCUAGAACUAAACAAUUUUAAUGCUACCAGAAAGUGUAAUAAUUUUUAAAAAUAAAAUAUGAACUCCACUCUCAAUUCUAAUUUUAGUGCAAUAUUUUCAUGUAACGCAUGUGUAUUUGAAUAAUUGUAAAAAAAAAAGACAUUUUUAAGGUUUUGAGAUCAAAGGUAAACUAUCUUAACUAACAAUGUAUAAUAUUCUGUUAUUGCUGCUGUGUUGGCUUAUCUAAGGACUUGUUUUAAAAGUCUGGUUUGUCACUCCUUGUAAAUCUUCUCUGUGCUCAAAUGAGCAUGGUUCUUACUUUACAAGGAGCAAAAUCUAAAGAGCACAUCAACAUGUAGAUGUUAUAUAAGUGACAUGUGCAUAUAAUUGUACAGUAUGUGUCAACUGCGUGCCUAAUAGUUCUAUCAAUAUGCUUUUCUUUAACAAAGAAUGGGGAAAAUGGAAUGCUGUGGUCUUUCUUGUUCUGAACAGCUGAAAACUCUAAAUUUUAUUUGGAGUUUCCAUUAUGUUUGUCCAAUGAAGGAGCUUGGAAAAAAAGUACACUAAUAAAGCAUUAACAAGAAAUA
This is a messenger RNA of Candoia aspera, 6459 nucleotides long. It is a transcript of the gene SNX13, whose product is annotated as sorting nexin 13. Gene Ontology annotation, cellular component: early endosome. The record is from RefSeq and is a predicted model, not a curated record. The transcript has 26 exons. The coding region runs from base 214 to 3123 and encodes 969 amino acids. Gene Ontology annotation, molecular function: phosphatidylinositol binding. NCBI's taxonomy places the organism in Eukaryota, Metazoa, Chordata, Lepidosauria, Squamata, Candoiidae. Gene Ontology annotation, biological process: positive regulation of GTPase activity.